GUUGUUGACAUGUGCUUGGGCUUGCAUGUGCCUGGUAUGAUAAUAAUGUUAAAAGGCCUUCUAGUUUUGAAGAAUUGGGCAUUAUUACCUGACCAAGUAUAUACAGGCCCCAAAUAAGCCUUUGGAAUGGUCAAGCAAAGUGAUCAUUUACAUGUACUUGGUCAGAGGGCGUAUUAGAACACUAGGCCUAGAGGAAUAAUACUAAGGACACACAGUUUGGGUGCUAUAUAUCCAUACUAGCAGCCAGGUAUCACCAUGAGUGUGGCGGAUGUGGAAGCUAGAGGCAAGGGCAGGAAGCCGCUGAAGAAGAAGAAACCAGAUACUCAGGGGUUCGCCGCCAGCCAGCAGAACAAUGCGGGGAUGCAGAAUCUCUCGCUGCUGACGAGUAAUCUCGCCCAGUUAAAGACGCUGAUCUUUACCGAGGACUUCUUCAAUGAGUACGAGCUGCGUCUCCUGCUCAUUUCCCUGCUGGCCGUGUCCAUCCUCAUGCAGUUGGUCAGUAAAAGCAUCAUGCAUGUUGUGUCCAAGGCAAAAGUGUUCUCGCCCGAGAAUGUGGACUACGCCGACGACGCGGACCACGAGAACGAGGAAGACCAAAUCAAAAGGAGAAACGCUAAGAUACGACAGGCGUCACGGCUGACCGGCAUGGCCAAUGGAUUAGCCUUCGGGACGACCAUAGUCAAUAUCAUCAUCACUACAUUCGCCUUCACGGAAUAACGAAGACAAAUUUUAGAAUUACCAUUUUGAAACUGCUGGAAAGACUUGCCCAGCCUGUGAACAAACUGCGGUGGUUCAUUUCUAAAGCCCGCAGCGGCACACUAGCCGCCAACUUCGGCGUUCAAUGGCGUUUUAUGCCGCAAGAGUCCUGAACGCCUGAAAAAUCCCUAGUCUGCUACGAACGGCGUCGGCGAACGCGACUUGCCGCCACUCGCCGCAACUAAACGCCAAAUGUCUAACAUGUUUGAUUUUUGAAGCGUGUCGCCGCGUUUGAACGCAAGAAGAAGCCAGGUGUGCUACGGAUUGCCGCCUGAAUUGGCGUUGGCGGCGAGACUAUGGCCAAUCAGUAUGCGUCUUGAUGUCUCAUGAUUUCAAAAUGGCAGCCUAAAGUGGCGGAAAAGACGUUACUGGACGCCGAUUCUGGGCAGGUGUGCUCUGACCGGGAUCCACUGGCCGCCAACUUCGGCGUCGAGAGGCGUCAGCUGAACGCUUCUUGUCGCCAAAGUUGGCGGCUAGUGUGCUGCGGGCGUAAUCAAGAUCUACAGGCAUGACAGGACGACAUCCAGUUUCAUUCAAGGAGAAGUUAUAUAAUGUUCGAAUGUGUCCUAAUCCCGGGGUACAAGUGUCCUAAUCCCGAGGUACAAAUGCCGAGGCUCAGUCAGUAUCAAUCAAUCAGUUUAUGUACGGUUAGGCUAUUGUGUAGCAGGAAUUCUGAAGAGGAAUCAUACAAAUGAUCUUUUUAAUGUGAUGCUGGCUAAUAUUAGGCUAUGAAUUGUUAACUUAGUGCAAUAUAUUUUUUUAAUGGAGAGAGGAAUCUGUAAAUA
This is a messenger RNA of Lineus longissimus, 1541 nucleotides long. RefSeq lists its product as uncharacterized. Lineage: Eukaryota; Metazoa; Nemertea; Pilidiophora; Heteronemertea; Lineidae. Gene Ontology annotation, cellular component: membrane. The transcript has 4 exons. The record is from RefSeq and is a predicted model, not a curated record. Bases 256 to 717 code for a protein of 153 amino acids. Gene Ontology annotation, biological process: cell adhesion; tissue regeneration.